This is a messenger RNA of Echinococcus granulosus, 1848 nucleotides long. Its product is annotated as Forkhead box protein C2. The transcript is spliced from 4 exons. The record is from RefSeq and is a predicted model, not a curated record. Gene Ontology annotation, biological process: anatomical structure morphogenesis; cell differentiation; regulation of transcription by RNA polymerase II. Lineage: Eukaryota; Metazoa; Platyhelminthes; Cestoda; Cyclophyllidea; Taeniidae. The coding region runs from base 1 to 1848 and encodes 615 amino acids. Gene Ontology annotation, molecular function: DNA-binding transcription factor activity, RNA polymerase II-specific; RNA polymerase II cis-regulatory region sequence-specific DNA binding.
AUGAAGGGGAAAAUAAUUCUUAAAUGGAACGAUUCUGAAUGGAAUAAUAAGAAUAAUAUUCUCGCAGGAUAUUGGAUUCUCCAAACGAGUAAACACACUUACAUACACACACAUCCACGGGCAGAAUCAAUGCAUGCCCUGCAAAAGAGCAGUCGACACCCCCACAGUCAGCAGGUUUACUACAACACAAAUACAAGGAAUGAUGUCAGUGAAAACACUCAAACACAGGUUGCUAAUAAUGGCGAACACAAGCAUCAGGAUAUUGCUGCUCUUAGUGAGUAUCUUCCUCCCAACUCUUGGCCAAUCGGUCCUCCUUUGGAGACCAACCCUCUCAACGGAGGACAAGAGACUACGGUUCCACCCUUUCAGACAGAGAUGCCCUCUUUCUCAGCCAAUCUCGGCCCAAUUUCAUCGGUUGCUGCGGCUGCUUCUGCAGCUGCGGCCGCGGGGGCGGCAGCCGCUUCAAUGCCGGACUCGGAGGAGAUUGAUUAUACAUUUCCCUCCACCUCACAGAUCCAUACCACGAGUGAGCAAUCUAUGAAACCGCCGUACUCAUACAUUGCUCUAAUCAGCAUGGCCAUUGAUGCACAACCUGACAAGAUGGUAACGCUCAGCGGAAUCUAUCGUUUUAUCGCGGAGAGAUUUCCAUAUUAUCGUGAAAACAAGCAGGGCUGGCAAAACUCCAUUCGUCACAAUCUCAGCCUAAACGAUUGCUUCGUGAAGGUUCCACGCGACGAUAAGCGGCCUGGCAAGGGUGCCUUCUGGACCCUCCAUCCGGCGGCACAUGGAAUGUUUGAGAACGGCUCCUAUUUGCGUCGAAAGAGACGAUUUAAGACGAGUCACAAGGAGUCGCCUUUUGCAUCACCCGGUUCCAUCAGUGCUGAAAGCGGUCGAAAACGAUGUGCUGUAAAGACCGCUAAAAAGCAGAUUGAUAUCUCCUCACCAGUCACAGUGGUUGCCGACCCUAAUCAGGUUGCAUCCAAUCAGGAAGGCCAGAAUGUGGAAGACGCACAUUAUUACCCGCUGGCUUCCCUACAACGUUUUGGGGGAUUCCCAUUUCAUCAACCUACUUACCCUCUUUAUCAGAGCACCGAGGUGGAACCUAAGGAUGCGGAGCAGAAUGAAAACUCGGUAACCUACGACUGGAGCCCAGGUAGAGAAAGGGCUGUGGAGCGCGAGUAUGCUGCCCAAGCGAUCUUGCAAUCAGACGAACAGGUAAAGCUUCAGGCAUACACACCGCAGGUACUGCCCACCUUCCCACAGAUGACUAACAGCAGUGAUAUUAAAUUCUGGACAUCACGACAAAUUGCUGCUAGUGCCCAAUGCCUCGAUUGGUCCACCACCUGUCCCCACCCCCCAAGUGGAAUGUAUGCCUUUCAAUCCCCCUCCCACUAUUCACAACCCAGCGCCUGGGUCGGUGACACCGGCCUUAUUGAUCGCACCUACCUAAUGAUGUCAAGCCACUUUAGAAAUAGUGCUAUGCAAAUGCAGCAGCAUCGCCAUCAACAGCAUCCCUACCACCAGCAACAGCUAAGCCAGCAGCCACUGCCCGGGUGGUUCAACAUCGGUCAUGGAGCAGCGGUGACAGCACCCUACAACACCACCUCGCAUGACUCGUCAACAAGCCUUACUAGCACCUCACCCGACUCGAACCUGAUCACCACGCAAGGGGCCACGAUCGUGGCAGCAGAACUACCGCCGCUGCCGUUGAGCGCUUCAGACUACGCACCGACGCGCACCUACACUUACAGCGGUAGCAGCGGUGGCGGUGGCGAAGGUGAGGUGGCAAGAUUCACAAGUGAGGAUGAUGUCAGUGGAUACGCCCUGCCUCUGAAACCAGAACCAUGA